AUGCCCACCUUCUUUGGCCAACUCCGGAGCCAGCUCAGCCCCCUCCUCCCGCGGCGGCGGCCACUGCAAAGCCCCGCCGCUCGCCCUGCACCGAGGCAGCGCGGAGCGAGCGGUCGCCCGGCCCUCGCCACCCCCGGCGCCGCGGCCGCCGGCGAGCCCCGAGCUCAGCGUCGCUCCAACCUCCCCUGCCGGCGCGGCCGGCCCCGCUCGGGCCUCCCCCCCCGCGGCCCGCGGCCCCUCUCAAACCCCCUGGGCUCGCGACGGCUGCUCCGGGAGGAAAGACUGGCCGCGGCUGGGACCCGGGCGGCGCGGCUGCGAGCGGGGAGGCGGCGACGGCGGCGGAGGGGCGCCCGGUACGGUGAGCCCAGCAACGAGGCGCGGGCGGGCGCGCAGAGACGCCGGGUCCUCGCGGAGCGCGGCCGGGGCGCGGCGGCGGCGGUGGUGGUGGCGGCGGCAGCGGGAGCCCAGGGACCGCUCCAUCACUGGCAGCCAUGGAGCCCGAGCAUUUUCGUCCCUCGGGGCAGGCGCUCGGCUCGGCACACGUCCUCGGGGAGGAAGAGGGCGCCGGCGCCCGGGCUGCUCCGGCGGGCGGCGGGACGUGCGCGGGAGCGGAGGGGCGAGCUCGCGUCCUCUUCUCAGCCCGCCGGCUGCCUCGGCACCGUGCUGCUCCCGCGGCCGGGAGGGAGGGGGGCCGCGGGCGGCGGCGGCGGCGGUGGCUCCUUUCGCGGUGGUGGCGGCGGCGGCCAGACGGGGCUGGUGCAGCGACUGCAGCCGACGCCGUUCAAAGAAAUGAGAGGCACUGCAGAAAGCUCUUGGCUGAGGAACAACAGAAAGAAUUUCACUACCCAAAAGGGAAAAUCUGCUAUCUCUUGUGCGUCCCCAGCGAAAACAUCAUGUGAACUCUGGCUGCUAACAGCCCCUCCCGCCGCGGGCUGGUUCAACUGCAGAAGGCCCCAUAUAGGCCAGGCUGGCCGUGAAACCCCUGUGUGGUGGAGACAACUGACUUUCUUCUGCCUUUCUCUUGCUGUCACCUCCCGAGUGCUGAUACCACAUAGUGUACCACUGUGCCCAGUUUAUGACGUGCUGGGGAUUGAAUUUACGGCUUCCCACACUCCCGACAGUCACUCUGCCAGUGAAGCUACCCCCCAAGCUGGGCUUUUUUCCUAAUGUUUCCAUGGAUGGAGAGAAGGACAUAGUCAUAUCCUCUGCUAGUCACAUCUCUCCAGCUUUAGGUUCUCCUUCAUGUAGCAAUGCAGGUCUUACAAUUGCUCAGAAAACGCUGUCUCGCAACAGACUGGAAUGGGAGAGGCGGGGACAGAGGUUUCUGUGGAACAUUUUGCCAGUGGGAAACAGAGGCCAGAAAGAAGAACCAAUUUCCUAUAUCAGGGCUGACAUGUGACUCUCAGUCAAGAUGUUACUGUCCUAGGUCACACUGUGGCAUCACUUGCUCUUUCUACCUUUGACCAAGAUUUGAGUGACUGAUCUCAUAUGACCUUCAUGAGAAAGAAGGAAGCAUAGAAAAAAAAAAGACAUCACACUAGCACCUCUCUGUGUGUGCUGACCUACUGGGUUCACAUAGAUCUGGGAAGAAACAGAACAUUUCAGAGACACUAGAAGCACAGAAACUCAGUGCCAUUUGCCUGUGAGACACCAGGAAGAGCUAAAACCGGAAAACCUCGAAAGAACAGAGCAUUCACACCGAAAGAAAAGGUUCAGAAAUCAGAGAGGUUGCAGAAAAACACAAGCUGACAAGAAAGAUGCCCCAGGUAUGUAAGCAGAAGGCUCCAGGAGAGUCUCAUGCGUAAUUUAACAAGUAGUCUCCUUGUUGUAACUGGAGUGACUGUCUUUGGCACCUGUGGAUGGUUAAAGUUGGCUUCAUACUGUAGCCGAAGAAAGAAGUCAGAGAAAACUAGAGAAAUUAGUUCAACCUACUUACCAACAAGUUCAAGCGUUGCUCAUGCUUUUCCGAGAGCACAACAUACCAGUGUUCAGUGUGCACCAUCCACUUUCUAAUCAGACCCGCAUACAUCUUUGUGUCUCGUCACUAGCAGGCAGCUCGUCUCCCAGCUGUCACUCAAGUAUAGUGUAAAUUACUCCAUUUGGUGGCCGAUGAGAGCAGCUUCCAUGGAGGUCCUGCGGGUGGAGAACUGGGGAGAUGGCUCUGCGGGUGAAGGCACCAGCUGUAUGUGGGGAAGCACUGAGUUUCAUCAUUGCUGCGCCUGCUGGCCUGGAGUGUGCAGGGCACCCCAGACACAGCAGAGACCCUGCCUUGGCGAGGGGGAAGGUGAGACUGCCUCACAGAAGUUAUCACUUCCUCGAAGAUACUUACUCCCGUCUUUCUCUCCUCCCCACGCCCAGGUUAAUUAACUCAUUUAAAUGAGCAUCUUGUGGAUGGAAAUGUGGCUGUUGCUGUACUUGUCGUUUGGUCAGGUUCCGUGUCAAGCUUCGUACCCAGGAGGUAAUAGUUCUCUGCUCUGCAAGAAGGAUGGACACAAAGGAAAUUUUUAAAAUGAAAGGACUGAAUAUUUCACUUCCACUGUAAAUCUGCGGGCUUGACUAUGGACUGCUCUGGGUAGAGGACAUGUAUCCACCAAAGGCUGACAGACCAAAAAACAUAAAUGAAAGCGUGUAUAAUAAUCCUGGACGCCAUAUGGUUCCAUUUUGCUCUGGUUUAACAGAAAUUGAGAGGUAAAGCCAGCUCUAUACUUGCCUUAAUCAGGAUGACUAUUGCUGUGUUGAAACACCAUUACCAAAAGCAGCUUGGGGAGGAAAGGGUUUAAUGGCUUACACCUUUACAUCAGUGUUCAUCAUUGAAGGAAGUUGGGAUAGGGACUCAACAAGGCAGGACCCUGGGGGCAGGAGCUGAUGAAGAGGCCAUGGAGCAUUGCUGCUUACUGGCAUGCUCCUCAAGACUUAGCCAGACAGGGCUGGUCCCACAGUGGGCUGGGCCCUCCCCAUCAAUCACUAAUUAAGAAAAUGCCCUAGAGACUUGCCUACACCUGAGAGAGAGAGAGAGAGAGAGAGAGAGAGAGAGAGAGAGAGAGAGAGAGAGAGAGAGAGAGAGUAUAACAACAGCCAAAGAUUUUUAAAACUCAAUUUAAGCAGAAAGUAUUUCAUAGUCAACAGAUUCAGAAUAAGAGGGACAAUGAAUGGAGACAAUUGUCCUCAAGUAGAAGGCUCAUUCCUGGCAUAUUGUUCAUGUGGGGAUAGAGAUGACACACUCAUUGUCUCUGUUCAUUUUCUGUUGCUGAGUAACUGAGUACCACAUGUAGGUAAUUUAUCAAGAAUGGAGUUUUAUUUAGAACCCCUAGACGCCGGGAAAUGCAGGAGCAUAGUGCCAACCCCUGUGUAGCACCCGAAGAUAACCUUCUUGCUGGUAGCGGACCGUGCAGAGUUCCAAGGUUGCCACCUUGGAACAGACGUGGUGAGACAGAACAAGCUCGCUACUUCUGCUUCUUUUUCUCAUUUUACUUUUUAUAACAUUGUUAAUUCAAUCAUGAGUCCCCCUCAUGACGUCAUCCAUACUUAAUUGCCUCCCCAGGGCACACCACCAAAUGCUAUUCACAGAUGAUUGUCAAGCUGCUUGCAAACUGUGUACAGAGCUUCCUGAGAUGUCAACUGUAUUAGGACAGGCUUUUCAGUGACACAGCUGCUUGAGUCAUCCCUGCUCCUCUAAGUACCCCUUAUCCACACUCCUGUUGGCGACCUCAAUAAAAACUCAUUGGUUCACCAAGCUGGAGUUUGGUGCAGUUAUUACUUGGGUCUGUCCUUGUGCUGGAUGGUUUUGGGUCAAUUUGACACAAACUAAAGUCAACUGAGAAAAUGCCUCCAUAAGAUCUGGCUGCAGAAAAGCCUAUAGGGCAUUUUCUUAAUGAGUAAUCGAUGGGGGAGGGCCCAGACUAUUGUGGGUGGGGCCAUCCCAGGGCUGGUGGUCCUCGUCUCUAUAAGAAAACAGAUUGAGCAAGACACAGGGGCAACCCAGUGAGCAGCACCACUCUGUGGCCUCUGCAUCAGCUCCUGCCCUGUUUAAGGUCCUGUCCUGGCCACAUUCAAUGAUGAAGAGCAGUAUGGAAGUGUAAGCCAAAUACACCCUUUCCUCCCCAAGCUGCUUAUGUAUGUCAUGGUGUUUCAUCAUAGCAAUAGUAACCCUCAUUAAGACAGUUCUAGUUUCCUUUUCUGGGUUGAAUAUGUGUAUAUAUGUAUGGCAUCACCCCAAGAGAAGUCUGUCACAUGACACCCAUACACAUAUGCUCAUCUGUGUCUACUAAUAUUUACAUUAGUAAUUCAAACACACACACACACACACACUGUGGAGAAUACUUACCAAUGUCUGGUCACAUUCUGGGUUGUCACAACUCAUAGGAAGAGUGCUAUUGGCGUCUUGUGGGUAAAGGACCAGGCAGGAUGCUGCUAAACUUGGUACACUGCACAAUUCAAUUCACAACAACAAUUAUACAGCAUGAAAUAUCCAUGGCGGUAAGGUUAAGAAUCCCGAUCUCUGGAUACGUAUUUUAGAACAAACCUGCAUGAGUCUCUCUUGGUACCUAGGAUGAAUCUAGCAUAAAGAGUUCAUUCUAGCCUUCUUCUUUUGCUUUGUUGUAGUUCCCAUAAUCCGCAAUAUGCUUACUAUUUGCUCAGUCACAGUAUACAGGAUAAAUAGAUUCAAAAUUGUUGAUCCAAACCCUGUUUUAAUCUCUCUGUCUCUAAAGACUGGCAGAUCUGAGUGUUUCCUCUAUUCUUCUUAUUUUUAUGUGUAUUGAUAUUUUUGGUUUUGGAGGUUUUUUGUUGUCGUCGUUGUUGUUUUAUUUGCUUGCAUGUAUAUAUGUGCACCAAAUGCAUUCCUGGUGUCUCCAAUGCCAGAAGAGGGCAUCAGAUCUCCUGGGACUGGAAUUGCAAACAGUUGUAAACUGCCACAUGGGUGCUGGAAAUUGAACCUCUGAAAGACAACAAGAAUUCUUAGCCAUUUAUCCAA
This is a messenger RNA of Mesocricetus auratus (golden hamster), 4972 nucleotides long. RefSeq names its product translation initiation factor IF-2-like. Lineage: Eukaryota; Metazoa; Chordata; Mammalia; Rodentia; Cricetidae. The coding region runs from base 1 to 1167 and encodes 388 amino acids. The record is from RefSeq and is a predicted model, not a curated record. The transcript is spliced from 3 exons.